AUGCCACAAUUCCUACCCCUCUUCUUCCCUCGCGAGACAUGGCUAACAAGUCCGAAGGCUGAUACAGGUCUCCCCCCCAACUGGGAGGUGCGCCACUCCAAUUCCAAGAAUCUCCCAUACUACUUCAACUCUGUCGAAAAAGUCUCCCGCUGGGAACCGCCGCAAGGCACCGACACCGAGAAGCUAAAGCACUACAUGGGAGCCCACCACAGCGCCGGCUCGCGGCCCGGCGCGGUGCCAGGUGUUCCUGACGGCAAGAUUCGCGCCGCACACUUGUUGGUGAAGCACAAGGAUAGCAGACGGCCUAGCAGUUGGCGAGAAUCUGAAAUUACACGCUCCAAGGACGACGCUAUGGAAGUCAUCAAGGCCCACGAAGCAAAAAUUAAGUCUGGCGCCAUUUCUCUUGGCGAUUUGGCCCCUACCGAGUCGGAUUGCUCGUCUGCCCGUAAGCGCGGCGACCUGGGCUACUUUGGCCGUGGGGAUAUGCAGAAGGAGUUUGAGGAUGCGGCCUUUGCGCUUAAGCCUGGCGAGAUGAGCGGCGUCGUCGAGACGGCCAGUGGGUUGCAUCUGAUUGAGAGAUUGGAGUAG
Metarhizium brunneum ARSEF 3297 is the source of this 588-nucleotide messenger RNA. It is a transcript of the gene ssp-1, whose product is annotated as Peptidyl-prolyl cis-trans isomerase ssp-1. The record is from RefSeq and is a predicted model, not a curated record. Gene Ontology annotation, molecular function: peptidyl-prolyl cis-trans isomerase activity; protein binding. Lineage: Eukaryota; Fungi; Ascomycota; Sordariomycetes; Hypocreales; Clavicipitaceae. Gene Ontology annotation, cellular component: cytosol; nucleus.